UAAAAAUGGAGACGACGCCAAAGGAAGACUAUGAAACUGUAAGAAAGAGAUAUGAAGAUGCUGGCCAAGACCACAUCUUCAAGUAUUAUGAAGAGUACACUGAAGAAGAGAAGGAAGAGUUCCUAGAUCAGCUCAGGGACAUCGACCUUCAAGAGACCGAAAGAUUGUACAAAGAUGUUUGCUUAGUCGACCAUAAAGAGGAUUCUAAGGAUGAAGAGAUCAACCCUCUUCCAAGAGAAUCAGUUCAUACCUUCAGUAAGCUAGACGAAGAGACUCAGGGAAAAUGGAGACUCACUGGAGCUCAGCAGAUCAAGAACGGAAAAAUCGCCUUAAUGCUCCUUGCUGGUGGAAUGGGGUCAAGACUUGGAUCCGAUAAACCAAAAGGAAUGUAUGAUAUUGGACUACCAAGCGGAAAAAGCUUGUUCCAAAUAAUUGCUGAGAGGUUCAAAAGAGCUCAAGAGUAUUCAGCACUCCUUUGCCAAAUGGCUGGUGAGAACUGCGCUCCAAGAUAUAAUUGUCACUUCUAUGUCAUGACUAGUGGGCUUAAUGACAAGGUCACAAGAGAUUUCUUCAGAGAGAACGAUUAUUUCGGUAUUCCAGAAGACAAGGUAUUAUUCUUUAAACAAGCUAUGCUUCCAACACUCUCCUUUGAAGGAAAGCUGCAGUUCGAGACUAGAAAGAAGGUAUCUGCAGGUCCAAACGGAAAUGGAGCUCUCUUUGAAGCAUUCAGAUCUUGCAAAGAGCUUCAAGAUAGCGUAAAAGAUAAUGGAGUUGAAUUUAUUCACCUUGUUGGAGUUGAUAAUGCUCUUAACAAGUUCAUGGAUCCUCUCCAAGUUGGAAUGACUUAUGAGAACAAUUUGAAGGGAUGCUCCAAAUUUAUCAAAAAGAAGUAUCCAACUGAGUCACUUGGACUCUUCGUAAAGAAAGGUGAAGCUAUCGAAAUCAUCGAAUAUACUGAGUUAGGUGAAGAUAUGGCCACAGAGACAUAUGAAGAUGGAGCCCUCAAGUUCGAUCAAGGAAAUAUGGUUAACUUCUUGAUUAGUGUAGAGACUUUGGAGAGCCUGGUCUUUGGAAAAGCAGAGAUCCUCAACUCUCUCUAUCAUCGUGCGAUAAAGAAGAUCCCAGAAUAUGUAGAAGAUAGAGAUGUUACUGAGAAGCCAUCCAAGGAAAAUGGUUAUAAACUUGAGCUCUUUGUACAUUCUUUCCUCUCUUAUGUAGAAGGUGCUUUCGAGAUGAUCGAGGGAAUUAGAGAAGAAGAAUUUGCCCCAGUUAAAAACAAGGAAGGAGAGCCAAAAGAUUCACCAACUACUGCCAGAGAGUUAAUAUCCAAGCUUCAUGCUUCCUGGAUCAAGAAACAAUUCCCUGAUGUUGAAUUCAAAGAAGAGCCUUCUGACAGUUUCGUGGUAGAGCUAGACUUUUCAAAGACAUAUGAAGGAGAGUUCCUGACCAAAGAGAUGAUCCCAGAGGGAGUACUAAAGGAAUAGCACUAUUGCUAAAAUCUAAUUCUUGCUAA
Molecule: messenger RNA, 1513 nt
Organism: Moneuplotes crassus
Lineage: Eukaryota; Ciliophora; Spirotrichea; Euplotida; Euplotidae
Source: the annotation of a GenBank genome assembly